UCACAAAUCCCCUUAUCCAUGCAAGAAAUUCUCAACUGUGUAAAAAGGAGGGAUGGGGCCAGAGAUGAAGACAUCAAACAACAGAGAUUUGAAGCAUACCACACAAUUAGACUCUUUGACUAUGCUAAAGCAAGAGGUCUUACCCUGAGUAGUGAAUAUCCGUAUAUUCAUGACUGUAUUAGUUGUCGGCCGCCCCUUCAGGCAACGAGAAUUUUUGUCACUAGCUACGAUAGUCGAACCCUACUCCCUGACCAUGAACUCAAGGCUGACCAAGUACAAAAGCAAAAACGAGAAGUUGAUGACAUAAUAAAAGGGUUUCCAGUUGUUGGUCUAAUGUCUUUAUAUUACCCCAGCUUCAAGGAAUCUGGAGAAAUUGGCCAGGGAGUAUAUAAAGGAAAAUCUUCAAUCGACAGAUACAUUGGGGAACAUGCCGUGCUCCUAACUGGUUUUGACAAAGAAGAAGAUGGAACAGAGGUUUUUGAAUUCAAAAAUACAAGCGGUUUAGCUUUUGGUGCCCAAGGAUUCGGCAAACUCAAAAGAGAUCUCAUCUUUAGCAUAUCAUAUCCCAAAGGAGUGUUAAAAGUUGACAAAAUAGAUAAGGAUGGGAUAGGACACAAAUAUAUAAUGGCAAGAGGGUUGCAAAUUCAUGUUGCUGAGAUAGGGGCCGGAUCUAGUGUUGUGUUGUUCUGCUACGGGUUUCCCGAAAUGUGGUACUCAUGGCGUCACGUUAUUAUAUCCCAAAUAUGCUAUUUUUGUUGAAGGCAUAUCCCAAAUAUGUUAACUAUUUAAAUUCUAUGUACAUAAAUACUAGUAUUCUUUAACGGGUAAUAAAAUAGUAUUCUUUAAUGUGUA
Molecule: messenger RNA, 852 nt
Organism: Coffea arabica (coffee)
Lineage: Eukaryota; Viridiplantae; Streptophyta; Magnoliopsida; Gentianales; Rubiaceae
Biological process (GO): proteolysis
Molecular function (GO): cysteine-type peptidase activity
Source: RefSeq, a predicted model, not a curated record